This is a messenger RNA of Ceratina calcarata, 1113 nucleotides long. RefSeq lists its product as uncharacterized. The record is from RefSeq and is a predicted model, not a curated record. Lineage: Eukaryota; Metazoa; Arthropoda; Insecta; Hymenoptera; Apidae. Bases 1 to 1113 code for a protein of 370 amino acids. The transcript has a single exon.
AUGUAUAGGCAAAUCAGAUUACAUCCAGAAGAUACACAGUAUCAGAAGAUUUUAUGGCGUAGUUCACCCGAUCAACCGAUUAAAGGUUUUAAAUUGAAUAUGGUAACUUAUGGUACAGCUUCAGCACCAUUUUUAGCUAUAUGUUGUUUAAAGCAAUUAGCUGAUGAUGAAAGUAAAGAAUUUCCUCUAGGAGCUCAGGCAUUUAAAAAAGAUUUUUAUGUGGAUGAUCUAUUAACGGGAGCAUGCAAUUUUGAAGUAGCUUCAGAAUUAAGAGACGAAAUUAUUGGUUUAGCAAAGGUUGGAUGUCUCAAUUUGGGUCAAUGGAGUUCAAAUGAUUUUAAUUUAGUUAAACAUCUGACUACAAAUAUGGAUCAAAAAGCGAUUUGUUUAGAUACAAACGAUAACAAAAAAAUGUUAGGUAUUCAUUGGAAUCCAUGCUUAGAUAAUUUGUUUUAUACGAUCAAACCCUUUGCUCCAGAAGUUCGUAUAAUCAAACGCACAAUAUUGUCACAGAUUGCACAAUUCUUUGAUCCGCUUGGUUUACUCGGUCCUGUAAUUGUUAAGGCAAAAAUAAUCAUGCAAAAGUUAUGGAAAGCAAAAAUAGAAUGGGAUGAGUCAAUUCCAUAUGAAUUAAACGAGAUGUGGAUUUCUUAUCGAAAUGAGCUUCAUUUGCUAAAUAAAUUUAAUGCAAAACAUAGAGUAAUUAUUGAAAAUGCAGUUGAUUUUCAAUUACAUGGUUUUGCGGAUGCAAGUGAAACAGCUUAUGGUGCAUGUAUUUUUCUUAGGACAAGCAAUGAAGAUAAAAAGCAUUACGUGUCACUUUUGUGUGCUAAAUCACGGGUAGCACCUGUUAAAACAAUAUUUCUUCCACGACUUGAAUUAUGUGCUGCAAGUUUAUUAGUUAAAUUGUAUAAAGAAGUAAAAAGUUCUUUGGUAAAUAUCCAAUUUAACAAGUGUAGAUUUUGGUCAGAUUCUACAAUAGUUUUGCAUUGGAUAAAAUCAUCUCCAUAUGUUCUGAAAACUUUUGUAGCUAACAGAGUGAGUGACAUACAAUCAAGUACAGAUUCAGAAGAUUGGUUUUGUUAUGUUAGGCUACGGGAGCAGGCAAGUUAA